Molecule: messenger RNA, 3516 nt
Organism: Pseudophryne corroboree (corroboree frog)
Lineage: Eukaryota; Metazoa; Chordata; Amphibia; Anura; Myobatrachidae
Gene: OCA2
Product: OCA2 melanosomal transmembrane protein
Exons: 24
Coding region: 298-2853 (851 amino acids)
Biological process (GO): melanin biosynthetic process; melanocyte differentiation; transmembrane transport
Cellular component (GO): melanosome membrane
Source: RefSeq, a predicted model, not a curated record
UUAGUUGGUCACAGGUGAUAACAUGAAGGGUGGGGGAAGCUAACAAGUGGGUUUGCUCAAGGAAAGAUUGCUGGUUUCAGCAGAGAGCUAGGUCUUCGGUAACAAUGUGACGUCCAUCAUUUCUUUAGCUAUCAUUAGAAAAUAAAUAAAUAAAAACCCAAUUUUAUAAUCAGCUAUUUGAAUUUAACACAACAGACAAAAUUGGACAAGUUUGUCAUGUGAAUUUUCCUGGGAUUCAACAAGGUGUCUUGUGUCUGGGAAUUUUGCAGCUGUUUAAGCAGUGGAGCAUUUGCAAAAAUGGACUUGCAGCUUAGAAGAUUGCUUCCCAACAGUAAAAUGUACCUUGAAAACAAUAAUGAUGUCCCUUGUGUUAAACUGGAAGUGGAGCGCGCUCAGACAAAUGCUGCUCUCCAUCCCAGCAUGAAUGGGUGUGUGGGUACUGAAGCUGUGGCCAGUAACUUCAAUGAGCUGAUACUUCUAGAUGGCUUCCACAGAUUGGGUGAUGCUAAGGGUGACCGGGAGAAGUCCUAUCAGAAUGGCCAAGAUUGUUUUGCCUUUGAACAAUUUGGCCUGGGUCCUGUACAGGGAAGGUAUCCUGGAAAUCUGACACAUCUCUUCAGCCCAAUGAAAGAACUUAGUUAUACAGAGAGGACUCCAUUGUUAAUGGUUUCUGCUGAAAAUAAAAGGGCAGAAUUCAUCUGUGGUGGGGAAUCAUGGGAGAAUAGUUCUUCCGAAUUUGAACAACGAUGUCGUCUUGGUAGUGAAGUUGGCAGCCUGUCUCGGUCCGCAUCAUCUGAAAAAUAUGAACGGUUUGAUAACCUUCAAGGGAAAUUUAACUCUUCCAAACUAAGGUGUGUAUUAAGAAACCUGAAGAUAACUGGACUCUUCAUCAUAGUAGUUGUCUGCUCGAUCCUGUUUAGCACUUAUGCUGAUAAAAGCAGCCCUUGGCAGAUGUUGGCCCUGUCAUCUCUGGAAAGCUACUCUGCAAAUCUUACAGAUUUUCAAAACUCUGCACUCUUAAAACUGGAAGUUGAUGGACCAUUUGCUGGGGAUUUGAUCGACAAAAGAAAUGAGGAAUAUAUCAUCAUACAGAUUGCACAAAUUGAGGAUCCUUUUUCAAGAAGGCGUCGUCCUACACAGAUUAUUUACAACUGGACCCUAGCUCUAAACUCGAGAAGAAAGGAACAUAUUGUAAAAAAAAAAACAUUUGAAAUAUUAAACAGUGAAACCAUUUCAAUAAACAUUCAAGCAUUUCUACAGGAGUCUCGACUUGUUCCAGUUUCUUUAUCUUAUCAGUACCUUAGUGCAAGCAUUGAGACCCAAGUAACAAUUGCUGCCAUUAUCUUAGCAGGAGUUUAUGCACUAAUCAUAUUUGAGAUUGUCCACAGAACUCUAGCAGCAAUGUUGGGCUCCUUGGCAGCUCUUGCAGCACUGGCAGCUGUUGGAGACAGACCGAGCUUGGUGAAAGUAGUGGAGUGGAUUGAUUAUGAAACGCUGGCACUGUUGUUUGGAAUGAUGAUUUUGGUGGCAGUAUUCUCAGAAACGGGAUUCUUUGAUUACUGUGCUGUAAAAGCCUACCAGCUGUCUAGAGGAAGAGUGUGGCCCAUGAUAAUAAUCCUGUGCCUUAUCGCUGCUAUCCUCUCUGCAUUCUUAGACAAUGUCACCACAAUGCUGCUUUUUACUCCAGUCACUAUAAGGUUGUGUGAAGUUCUCAACCUUGAUCCAAGACAUGUUCUAAUCGCUGAAGUAAUCUUCACAAACAUUGGAGGAGCUGCUACCGCUGUUGGGGAUCCACCUAAUGUAAUAAUUGUUUCCAACCAGGAGCUGAGGAAGGUGGGAUUGGACUUUGCUGGUUUCACCGGUCAUAUGUUUCCAGGAAUUUGUCUGGUUCUGCUGGUAUCUUUCCCAUUUCUCCGAAUCUUGUAUUGGAACAAAAAACUUUACAAUAAGGAGCCCAUUGAAAUUGUUGAAAUGAAACAUGAAAUUCAUGUUUGGAAAUUAACUGCACAAAGGAUUAAUCCUGCUAGUCGUGAAGAGACUGCAGUCAAAUGUCUAUUAAUGCAAAAAGUAUUGACCUUGGAGAGCUUGUUGAGGAAGAAGCUUAGAACAUUUCAAAGACAAAUAUCACAAGAGGACAAAAACUGGGAAGCGAACAUUCAAGAACUCCAAAAAAGUAAUGGGAUAACAGACAAGAUCCUUCUCAUCAAAUGUUUAUCGGUCUUGGGAUUUGUCAUCUUUAUGUUCUUCCUAAAUUCCUUUGUCUCUGCAAUCCAUCUGGACCUUGGAUGGAUUGCAAUUCUAGGGUCACUGUGGCUCCUCGUUCUGGCUGAUAUCCAUGAUUUUGAAAUGAUUCUCCAUAGAGUGGAAUGGGCAACUCUGCUCUUUUUUGCUGCACUGUUCGUUUUAAUGGAGGCUUUGGCUAAUCUGCACUUGAUAGAAUACAUAGGAGAGCAGACAGCAGUGCUAAUAAAGGCAGUUCCUGAAGAUGAAAGACUUGCAGUUGCAAUCAUACUGGUAGUUUGGGUUUCAGCUUUAGCCUCCUCUCUAAUUGAUAACAUCCCUUUCACUGCUGCAAUGAUUCCAGUUUUAAUAAAUUUAAGCCAGGACGCAGAUGUUAAUCUACCAAUUAAGCCACUUAUUUUUGCCCUAGCCAUUGGGGCUUGUUUUGGAGGAAAUGGAACAUUGAUUGGGGCAUCAGCGAAUGUUGUAUGUGCUGGAAUUGCAGAACAACAUGGAUAUGGAUUUUCCUUUAUGGAAUUUUUCAGGUUGGGAUUCCCUAUGAUGAUUGUUUCCACCACAAUUGGAAUGAGUUAUCUACUGGUAACACAUGUUGUGUUAAGGUGGAAUGCGUAAAACAGCAGCAAAGAAGAUUAAUUUCUCCAAUUUUAAGGCUGUGUCAAUAAAAUCCAAUGAUUAUUAUUGAGUGAGGAAAUACUGAUUUCAACUGAAUUCAGAAAACCCAAGAGGAAUCAAGAAAUCAGAUGAAAUUGUGCUUGCAUCAGUCAGUAGAUAAUUCUCUGAAACAAUAGAUGUGAUAUCUUACCCAUUUUUAAUUUUGAUGAGUGAUAUGAAUGUGGCAUUUAGUAAUUGAAUGAAUAAUUGACUGUUAACUCAUCAAAUAAUUAUUGCUUGAAUUUUUACCAAUAAAGCACAAAAUAUAGUCCUCUAAAAAGCAAACCAACUAGGGGUCAGGUUAGCUGCCUGUAUUGGACAGAGGAUGUAAUAAAAACUUUUGAGACCCCUCUCCCACUUCAACAACAGCUUCUUCUGUUCUAUUUAAAGGUUACACAUCUAUUGACUGUCAUGCGCAAUGUCCUGAGUAUUUCAUUAAAUACAGGUAGCAGGUUCCUUUCAAUUUGAUAAGGUAUAUUUACACUGUGGUCCUUUCUAUGUAUUACAAAGCAGUUUAAACUUUACCAAAAAAACCCAAAAUAUUGUUAAAAUUUAAAAAAAAAUGCAAAAAAAAUCUGUACCUUGGAAAAAAUAAAAAAUAAACCUUACUUUCACCUAAAAGAA